AUGCUCGUUAACCGCCGCGGCGCCCCCGCUGCCGCGCUCUCGGCCCUGCUGCUGCUAGCUUCUGCUCCUGCGAACGCAUAUUACCUCCCAGGAGUACUGCCGACCUCGUACAAGGAAGGGGACAAGGUGCCGCUGCUCGUCAACCACCUCACACCCGGCAAUUCGCCCGAGGAUUCGCAGGUGCAUUCGGUCUUUUCGUUCGACUACUACCUCCCCGAAUUCCACUUCUGUCAGCCGAGCGGCGGCCCCAAGUACGUCUCGGAAUCGCUGGGGAGCAUCCUGUUCGGCGACCGCAUACAAACAUCGCCUUUUGAGCUGCACAUGCGCAAGAAUGAAACGUGUAAAGCCGCGUGCCGGGAGCAGACAUUCGAGCCGAGCGACGCCGAGUUCGUCAACCAGAGGAUUCUGCAAAACUACAACCUCAACUGGCUGAUCGACGGCCUACCCGCGGGCCAGCUGAAGCACGAUCCGAACGACAACACCAAUUUCUACAGCCCCGGCUUCGCCCUAGGUUUCGUCAAGGACAGCAAGCCAUUCCUCAACAGCCACUAUGACAUCCUGAUCGACUACCACCAGGCUGGGCCGGACGCGUUCAGGGUCGUCGGCAUCCUCGUGGAGCCGCGAUCGAUGGGCGAGGCGAAGAUGAUCAACGAAGAAAAGGCUGAGUGCGGCGAGCUGGCACCGAUAGAGCUGUCCCAGUCGGACAGCACGUCCGUUUUGUUCACGUACAGCGUCUACUGGAGACCUUCGGCCACGCCGUUCGCCACGCGCUGGGACAAGUAUCUCCACGUCUACGACCCGAAGAUCCACUGGUUCUCGCUGGUCAACUCGGCGGUCAUCGUCGUGUUCCUGGUGACCAUGGUCGCCACCAUCCUCAUCCGCACCCUCAAAAAGGACAUUGCGAGGUACAAUCGCCUGGAGCAGUUUGCGCUCGAGGAUUUGUCGGGGACGAGCGUGGUCGAGGAGGGAGUCCAGGAAGACUCAGGCUGGAAGCUGGUGCACGGAGACGUCUUCAGGCCGCCGAAGAACCCGCUGUUCCUCAGCGUGCUCGUCGGCAACGGCGCGCAGCUGUUCAUGAUGGCCGGUUUCACCAUUGGAUUUCUUUCCCCGUCGAACCGCGGUUCGCUCGGCACGGUGAUGCUCCUGCUCUACACCGUCUUCGGCUUCGUCGGCGGCUACGCGUCGUCUCGCAUCUACAAGUUCUUCCACGGCGAUAAGUGGAAGCAAAACUUUGCGUACACGCCCGUCGCGCUCCCCGCCGUCGUGUUCUGCACCUUCUUCCUCCUCAACCUCUUCGUGUGGGCGAGGCAGGCGAGCGGGGCUGUUCCUUUUGGCACGAUGCUCGCGCUCGUCUGCAUCUGGUUCCUGAUCAGCGUGCCGCUCUCGCUCGCGGGCUCCUGGCUCGGAUUCAAGCACAAGGUCGUCGAGACGCCGGUGCGGACUAACCAGAUCCCACGCCAGAUUCCGCCCGCGUCGGGAUACCUCCGCCCUCUGCCCAGCAUGCUGAUAGUAGGCGUUCUUCCUUUUGGUGCCAUCUUUGUCGAGCUUUACUUCGUGAUGAACAGCAUCUGGGUCAACAAGGUGUACUACAUGUUCGGCUUCCUCUUCCUGUGCUACGGUCUCAUGAUCAUUACCUGCGCCGCGGUCACGGUCCUGAUGAUUUAUUUCCUGUUGUGCGCGGAAAACUACCACUGGCAGUGGAGGGCGUUUUGCACGGCGGGCGCCAGCGCCGCCUACGUUUUCGCUUACGCCCUGCUCUACUGGGCCAAGGUGUUGACCUUUGGCAGUUGGACCAGCGGGGUGCUGUAUCUUGGCUACAGCGCGCUCAUCAGCGUGCUGUUCUUCGUACUGAGCGGCACCAUCGGGUUCUUUGCCUCGUGGCUCUUUGUGCUCAAGAUUUACUCGUCCAUCAAGGUGGAUUAA
Messenger RNA from Lasiodiplodia theobromae, 1923 nucleotides. RefSeq names its product Endosomal integral membrane protein. Gene Ontology annotation, cellular component: fungal-type vacuole membrane; endosome. Bases 1 to 1923 code for a protein of 640 amino acids. Gene Ontology annotation, biological process: protein localization to membrane; vacuolar transport. The record is from RefSeq and is a predicted model, not a curated record. The transcript is spliced from 3 exons. NCBI's taxonomy places the organism in Eukaryota, Fungi, Ascomycota, Dothideomycetes, Botryosphaeriales, Botryosphaeriaceae.